AAGACCUUUACAAAAAGGAGGAUCUGCAGAGUGAGGGAAAGCAGAGAGUGAUGGGAAUUGCAGCGGCCAUUGGAGUGCUGUCACCGUUUCCCUUCUAUUACUGUCUCUGGAAUUGGCCACAAUCAUGGGUCGACCUCUGCGGUAAAGAGAGAGACCCAUCUAAGGUUAUGGCUUACGUUGCUCAUUUAUUGAAACUGCUUCAGUUCAUCUCCCUCUUCUAUGUCUCUUCCUUCCAUUCCCUUCCUCCCUUCUACUUUUGGCCCCUUUUUGCCUUUGGCCAAUUCCUAAACUUCAGGGUUUACCAGCUACUCGGUGAGGCUGGCACAUACUAUGGUGUACGCUUUGGAAAAACUAUUCCCUGGGUGACCGAAUUCCCUUUUGGGGUCAUCAAAGAUCCUCAGUAUGUUGGCAGCAUUAUGAGUCUUCUUGCAUGCCUCUCAUGGGUUCCUUUUCAAUACAUUCUCCUGUGGGUUUUAGGAUAUGUGUUUAUGAUGCAUGUAGAAUCAAAGGAAGAUCUAUCUACUCGUGCCAAGCCACUCCAUUAAUUUUAUUUCUAGAUUAGAAAGAACUUGAAGGAUUGAGCAGUAGCUGAGGUGCAAAAUUCUAUUUACAUGUUCUGAUGCCAUCAAAUUAUUUCAAAUAAACUGCAAACUUCUUUAUUUUUCUCAUGAAAUAUGUAUUUCUAACAUUAACUGAUUAGCUUUAAUGAUUGCAACGCCCCACCUAUGAUAAGAGUU
Messenger RNA from Abrus precatorius (Indian licorice), 737 nucleotides. RefSeq names its product phosphatidyl-N-methylethanolamine N-methyltransferase. Lineage: Eukaryota; Viridiplantae; Streptophyta; Magnoliopsida; Fabales; Fabaceae. The coding region runs from base 51 to 545 and encodes 164 amino acids. The transcript is spliced from 3 exons. Gene Ontology annotation, molecular function: S-adenosylmethionine-dependent methyltransferase activity. The record is from RefSeq and is a predicted model, not a curated record. Gene Ontology annotation, biological process: phosphatidylcholine biosynthetic process.